This is a messenger RNA of Helianthus annuus (common sunflower), 1976 nucleotides long. Its product is annotated as mitogen-activated protein kinase kinase kinase 1. Gene Ontology annotation, molecular function: protein kinase activity; ATP binding. Lineage: Eukaryota; Viridiplantae; Streptophyta; Magnoliopsida; Asterales; Asteraceae. The transcript has 8 exons. The coding region runs from base 198 to 1688 and encodes 496 amino acids. Gene Ontology annotation, biological process: protein phosphorylation. The record is from RefSeq and is a predicted model, not a curated record.
UGCCAUUGACCUCAUCAUUGACCUCAGCUUUCUAAAAUAGUCAGGUCAACCAACACCAGAUAGGACGUUUCCCCGAACGCUGCCUCUUCUGAAUCACCCACUUCAACCCGCCACUGCAAACCCUUCCUUCAUGCAAACAUACAUGCAACUAGAGAGAGAAACUGAGCUACUUUCUCUCUCUACACCCACACAACAACAUGUCUUCCAGGCAUAGGCGCUCACUUCCCAGACUCGACCGAAGAAACGCAUCCAAAAACAUCGAUUACGACGCCUCCUCCUCAUCUGCUGAUGGAUCUUCUCACCGUACUCGUUCACUUGACAGUGAUCAAACUAGUUUUCGAAUGGAAGGAGUUGACGGAGAAUUUGACCUCAUUUGCCGCUCUCUAGGGCUUUCAGGCCCCGAAGCUUUUGCAAUUCCCACUGCUGAUUGGGAAGCUCACAAAGCUUCAUCUCCUUCAGGUGAUGAUUAUAACUUAUCAGAGAGUUUUGUAAGUAAACUUAGGGUUAAUGAUGAUGUGGAGCAUGAGUUAGAGCGUUUUAGGUCAACUGAAGCAGAAGAAGAAGUUAGGGUUUCGGAGAUAAAUGAAAUUGAGAACAAUUAUGAUCAGGUUAAGUGUGUAAUUGAGUGUUCGGAAUUGAGAAAUGGUGUGUGUUUGGAUGCUGGAAUGUGUAAAGGUCGUGAAAGUGGGAUUAAAGGUGUACGGCCGCCGUUACUGGCUCCACCUGCGGUUAUGUUACCGGUUGUUGCGGAUGGGGGUUUGAGUGAAGAUACUGAUGUAGUGGUUGGUGAUGAAGUUGCUGUUGUUGUUGAGGAUGAUGAAUAUGAAGAUGAGUUGUCGUCGAAUGCGGCAACUGAAGUGGAGUAUUCUCUUUCGCCGAAUGGACCUUUGAAGUGCACUUUUGCAAACUGGCAGAAGGGGGAUUUUCUCGGAAGGGGGUCGUAUGGAACCGUUUAUGAAGGCUAUACCGAAAAUGGGGUUUUCUUUGCUGUUAAGGAGGUUUCUCUGCUUGAUGAAGGAAGCCAAGGAAACCCGUGUAUCGUUCAGCUUGAACAGGAGAUUUCUUUAUUAAGCCAAUUCCAACACGAGAACAUAGUUCGGUAUCUUGGGACUGAUACAGGUGAUGGCAAACUAUACAUUUUCCUCGAGCUCAUAACAAAAGGUUCACUAGCAAAUCUCUAUCAUAAGUAUUGUCUCGGAGAUUCCCAAGUAUCUGCAUACACCAGGCAGAUUUUAGGUGGAUUGAAUUACUUACACGAGCGUAAUGUGGUCCAUAGGGAUAUUAAAUGUGCAAAUAUACUGGUCGAUGCAAGCGGUUCUGUGAAGCUUGCAGAUUUCGGGCUUGCAAAGGCAACCAAAUUGAAUGACAUCAAAUCUUGCAAAGGAACUCCGUAUUGGAUGGCACCCGAGGUUGUUAAUCGAAAGAGUAACGGGUAUGGACUUUCAGCUGAUAUAUGGAGCCUUGGAUGCACUGUGUUGGAGAUGUUAACAAGAAAAAUUCCAUACUCACACUUGGAAGGGAUGCAAGCACUGUUCAGAAUUGGCAGGGGUGAACUCCCUCCUAUUCCGGAAACAUUAUCUUUAGAGGCCCGGGAUUUCAUUCUUAAGUGUUUACAAGUUAAUCAGAAUGAUCGACCGACUGCUGCUCAACUAUUGAUGCAUCCGUUUGUCAAGAACCAAAGUUUAUGAAUCAAACCGAUAGAAGCAUAAAUUGUUAAUAGCAUUUUGUUUGUUUCAACCUGCAAACCGAUUGAGUUGAAGAUUGAUUGAUUGUAUUUAAAUUGUAGCGGUUAGCUGAGAAUUUUGAAGACUCGUGUUACAGGUUUGCAGGCGUUGGAAAAUGUAUGUUACAUACCAUUGUUUGGGUAUUGUUCAAUUAUCAAGCUCGAGUUUCGAGUCGAUGUAUAUUGUUUGAUGAUUUUAAUGAAAUAAUAUUUGUAUUGGUUUUACAUCUAAGAAAUAUGUCAAGUUUGCAAA